AGAAGAAGAAGAAGAAAAAAAGAGAAGAGAAGAGAACUGGAAAAGUACAGCUGCCAAGUUAGAAAACGAGAUAGAGAAUUAGAAAACAAGAAAGAAAAAGCCACUCAUUCAUACAAAGCAACAAAGUAAAGACUAUCCAUACAAAGCAACGAAGUAGAGACCAUCCAUUAUCACUCUCUCUCAAUAAUACUUCCCAAGCUAAUUGCUAUGGCUUCCCAAGCUCAGCACCUUCACUUCAUCUUGUUCCCUUUAAUGGCCCAAGGCCACAUGAUCCCCAUGGUCGACAUAGCCAAAUUACUUGCACACCGCGGCCUCAUCGUUACCAUAGUCACCACACCACUCAACGCCAAGCGGUUCAAACCAACCGUUACUCGCGCCAUAGCCUCAGGACUUAAAAUCCAAUUCCUCGAGCUCAGGUUCCCCUGCGCCGAGGCUGGAUUACCCGAAGGAUGGGAGAAUCUUGAUGUGCUCCCUUCAAUGGAUUGGGUUCAAAAGUUUUUUGUAGCAACUAGCAUGCUACAACAACCAUUAGAACAAGCCAUGAAGGAGAUGAAACCCGAGCCGAGCUGUAUAGUCUCUGACAUGGGUUUUCCAUGGACAGGUGAUGUGGCUGGUAAGUUUUACAUUCCAAGGCUUGUUUUCCAUGGAACUUGUUGCUUCUCUCUUUUGUGCUCACACAAUUUGAAGGUGUACAAGGUUCUUGAUGACAUAAAAUCAGAGUCAGAGUACUUUGUGGUGCCUGGCUUGCCUGAUAGAAUUGAGCUGACUAGAGCUCAGCUGCCUGGCUUCAAUCCAAGCCCAUCUUCUGCCUUAAAAAAUGUAGCUGAGCAAAUCAGGGAGGCUGAGAAAGUGGCUUAUGGAAUGGUGAUUAAUAGUUUUGAGGAGUUAGAGAUAGAGUAUGUGAAAGAAUACAACAGGGUAAGAGGUGGUAAAGUUUGGUGUAUUGGGCCUGUUUCACUUUGCAACAAAGACAACCUGGACAAGGUUGAUAGAGGCAACAAGGCUUCCAUUGAUGAGCAACAUUGCUUGGAGUGGCUUGACUCCCAGGAACCGAGCUCUGUCAUCUACGCUUGCCUAGGAAGUCUCUCUCGCCUGACAUCUGCGCAGAUGAUAGAGCUCGGGUUGGGGCUUGAAGCAUCAAACCGGCCAUUCAUAUGGGUUUUGAGGGAAGCAUCUGAGGAAUUUGAGAAUUGGAUUUUGGAAGAAGGCUUUGGAGAGAGGACCAAAGAGAGAGGCCUUUUAGUCCGCGGUUGGGCUCCACAGGUACUCAUAUUGUCUCACCCCGCAAUUGGGGGAUUUUUCACUCACAGUGGGUGGAACUCGACUCUGGAAGGGAUUUGUGCCGGUGUGCCAAUGGUGACGUGGCCAUUGUUUGCCGAGCAAUUUUGCAAUGAGAAGUUGGUUGUGCAUGUUUUGAGGAUUGGGGUGAGUGUUGGUGUGGAGCUUCCUAUGAAGUGGGGGGAGGAGGAGAAGGUAGGGGUGUUGGUACACAAAGAUACUGUUAAGAAGACUAUAGACAAGUUGAUGGAUGGAGGACAUGAAGGAGAGGAGAGGAGAGAGAGAGCUAAGCAACUUGGGGAAAUGGCAAGGAGGGCAAUAGAGGAAGGAGGUUCUUCUUACCUCAACAUGACAAUGCUAAUUGAAGAUAUCAGGGAAAAGGCAAAUUGCGAUCCAGAGAAUAUGAUGUAGAACACGCAGCAAAAGAGUUCUUGGAACAGUUAUAUCAAUAAAAGUCUAAGAAGAGGUCGAAUUGAUGUCCAAUGGAAAAAUAUAAUUUUGGAAUACGAGCUCAGAAUUGUUUCAAAUUUAUUAAUUUGAUUGGAAAUGGUUUAAAAGGCAAAAUUCACUGCUUUGUUGUUGCAGAAGCUGGAUGUCGAGUAAAUUCUAUUGUUUAGGACUCCCAAUUUGCAUUUUUGCAUUUUUCACAAAUUUUUAUUUAACAGCAGCUUUGUCUAAGAAUAUUUGUUUUAAACCUUUUUGGUAUUAAAAUUUGAGCUCAACUUAAAUUUA
Camellia sinensis is the source of this 2010-nucleotide messenger RNA. RefSeq names its product UDP-glycosyltransferase 73C4. The record is from RefSeq and is a predicted model, not a curated record. NCBI's taxonomy places the organism in Eukaryota, Viridiplantae, Streptophyta, Magnoliopsida, Ericales, Theaceae. Gene Ontology annotation, molecular function: UDP-glucosyltransferase activity.